Molecule: messenger RNA, 1032 nt
Organism: Cryphonectria parasitica EP155
Lineage: Eukaryota; Fungi; Ascomycota; Sordariomycetes; Diaporthales; Cryphonectriaceae
Exons: 3
Coding region: 1-444 (147 amino acids)
Source: RefSeq, a predicted model, not a curated record
AUGGGAAUCUACUGGGCUUCGCUGCUGCAAAACCAAGCCCCGAAAGCUUUUCAGGAGCUGAUCAGCGAGGUUUCGGCUCUGUCGAGCCUUGGAAUAGCCAGCACGACAUUCCACGUAAAGAACACACCCCUCAAUGUGCCCCAGCACAUAAAAGACAUCAUCACAGUCGCCACUAGCUUGUAUAACGUCGAAUCGCCAUCCAAACCUGUCACUGGCCUGGCCCGGCCUGGCCUAGCCGUAAUCAACGUUGUACCGCCGCACACGGCCAGCUUAGCCCUCGCUCCCGGCUUCCACCAAUCGAAAAAAUACACACCGGAAAAGAGGGAGGAGUUACUUGGGGUCGGUUACGUCAGGCUCAAGCUGGCUGGGGCCACAAAGGAAGAAUGUGAUGCUGCUGCUGCUGCUGCUGCUGCUGGUGUUGGUGAUAUAAAUCUGCCAAGUUGAAUAGCACUAGACAAUAACAAUUCGCGAGAGACAACCCCGCCCCUCGCAAUGAAGCCAACUUCUUAAGACGCCGAACCAAAUGCUAUCCAUCCCCCACCCGAGGGGGACAAUGCGUGAAUGCUAUAAUAUGAUGCCGGUAUCAUCCAAGGUCUCCCCGACCCGCCCGAACGCCGAAUUCUGACAUCAAGUCGACGAAUAAGUAUUUUUCUCUUGUUUUCUCUUCCCUCUUCUCUUGUAACAUCCGUUCGGAAGAACCAAGAGGAUGUAGUGGUGAUACGUAUGUUUGUGUUUUGUCGUGUCCUUGUUGGUGGUACUCGUGGUGGUGGUGUAUCGGCAAACGGCGAGUGACGUGACCAACAUAAUAGUCCACCGCCCCCUUUCAUCCCUUUUCAUCAUGAAAUUACGUGUGGCUCAUCGUCUCCACCGGGUGGCUACCAUAAGCGACAGUAACACCGCAGAAGAACACAUGAGCAGCAAAAUCAUGGAAUCGAAAUCAUCAAACCGACCGCAGCCGAUUGUGCAAUAACCUGCAGCUCCACCUGGCCGCUAUGGGUAGGGAAAAAGCAGACGAAAGCAUAAGCAAUGGUG